This is a messenger RNA of Meloidogyne enterolobii, 1371 nucleotides long. The record is from the annotation of a GenBank genome assembly. NCBI's taxonomy places the organism in Eukaryota, Metazoa, Nematoda, Chromadorea, Rhabditida, Meloidogynidae.
AUGUUUACUUUAAUGAGGGAUAUAGCUAGUGGAUUAAUAGCUUUACACGGGUCGUUUGCUGGAGCACAUGGAAUGCUUUCCUCAGAGAAUUGUUUAAUUAAUGAUCGCUGGCAAGUAAAGAUUAGCGAUUUUGGAUUGAAUAUGAUUAGAGAAAGUCAACCAAUGUCAAAAAGAAAAUUAUUGUGGACAGCACCAGAAUUAUUAAGAGAAAAUAAUCGAAAAGGAACAAAAGAAGGAGAUGUUUAUAGUUUUGCUAUAAUUUGUUGUGAAUUAGUUAAUAGAGAAACUGUUUGGAAUGGAGUUGAAAGAGAAGAUGAUGUUGAUGAGAUACUUUACCGACUAAGACGAUCAAACGUGGCAAUCCCACACCGACCUCAAUUGCAUCCUCGAGAGGAGAUCAAUCAAAAUUUAUUACACUUAGUCCGUGAUUGCUGGGGUGAGAUUCCGACUGAACGCCCAAAAAUUGAUAUGGUCAGAACAAUGUUGAAGCAAAUGGUUAGGGAUGGAAAUCAAAAUUUAAUGGAUUAUGUUUUUGGAAUGAUGGAGCAAUAUGCAAGUUCUCUAGAACAAGAAGUUGAAGAAAGGACUAGAGAAUUAGUUGAAGAAAAAAGAAAAAGUGAUAUUCUUUUAUAUAGAAUGCUUCCAAAACAAGUUGCCGAUAAAUUAAAAUUGGGGGAAUUUGUUGAACCAGAACAAUUUAGUGCAGCAACAAUAUUCUUUUCUGAUGUUGUUUCAUUUACAACAUUAGCUAGUAAAUGUUCUCCUUUACAGGUUGUAAAUCUGUUGAAUGGAUUAUACACAGCAUUUGAUGGGAUUAUUGACAGUCACGAUGUUUAUAAAGUUGAAACAAUUGGAGAUGGUUAUUUAGUUUGUUCUGGAAUUCCCCGUCGAAAUGGGAAUGAUCAUGCAAAAGCAAUAGCCGAAUUAUCUUUUUCUUUCCUACGUACCGUCUCAACAUUUCGAAUUGACCAUUUGCCAAAUGAACGUGUUAAUUUACGUAUUGGAAUACAUACUGGACCAGCAGUAGCUGGAGUUGUUGGAUUGACAAUGCCUCGUUAUUGUUUAUUUGGAGACACUGUAAAUACAGCUAGUAGAAUGGAAUCUAAUGGAAGACGUAAAAAAAUAAAUUUAAUUUCCAUAAAUUAUUCUUUCUUCUCUCAAACAGCUGGACGUAUCCAUAUAUCAACCACAACUAAUCAUUAUUUAACUAACAUAAUUGGAGGAUAUGUAACAGAACCUAGAGGAGAAGUAAUUAUUAAAGGAAAAGGAGUUAUGGAAACAUUUUGGCUACUUGGACAUUCUGGAGAUUCUCAUUACUUUUCAGGUACAGGUGUUGCCAAUGCUGAUCGUGACACUCCAGAACCUGUUUGA